AAGCAAAGGGCGUAAGAUUUGCUGAAGAUGAGCCACGAUAUUGGCUUGCAGGAGGCCAACCCUGACCGAGGAAGAAUGGAAGAAGCGCUGACUCAAAGCCCCUCCGUGGAUCCAGCAUUGAACAAAUACCAACAAGUUUUGGACGGAGCAAUGGAAAGGCUGGAAGGCGACACAGACACCAAACAAUCAGAAGGCACCGACAGCAAUCGAAAGGGCACAAAACCGGGUAGUUCGAUGUCUCUAGAAGAGAUGGAAACGGAUGAGAUCCGAUCGGUGGAACCGACCGAGACCGACCCGAAGCGCAAGCUUUUGCGAACCUGGCUAAACAGCAUGUUCCGCAUCAAAAUGACGGAUGGUAGAAUACUGAUUGGGUUUUUCGUUUGCACGGACGCGGAAGCGAACGUAGUGCUGCAGGUGACCAGCGAAUACACCGAGAUCGGCGGCGAGGAACGGUACCUGGGGCUGGUGAUGAUUCCGGGACGCUACAUAGUUUCGAUAGAGGAACGCAAUGAUGUUGGCAAGUCGUGGUGGUCUUAGGUAGGAGUAAUCCUUCAGCAGGACUGUAUUUGGUACAUAAUCUACUCUCUCGUAAUAAUAACGUUUUCCACC
Anopheles cruzii is the source of this 609-nucleotide messenger RNA. It is a transcript of the gene Sbat, whose product is annotated as N-alpha-acetyltransferase 38, NatC auxiliary subunit. The transcript is spliced from 3 exons. The record is from RefSeq and is a predicted model, not a curated record. Lineage: Eukaryota; Metazoa; Arthropoda; Insecta; Diptera; Culicidae. Gene Ontology annotation, cellular component: NatC complex. The coding region runs from base 28 to 537 and encodes 169 amino acids. Gene Ontology annotation, molecular function: RNA binding.